Molecule: messenger RNA, 7068 nt
Organism: Struthio camelus australis
Lineage: Eukaryota; Metazoa; Chordata; Aves; Struthioniformes; Struthionidae
Source: RefSeq, a predicted model, not a curated record
CAGGAAGACAACCGUAGGCUCCCAGAGCUUUUUGGAAGCUUUACCUAUGGAUCCAUGAGGAUUUUUUUUCUGUGAUAGUGCCAGGUUUAUAACGCAAGGAAAAGAAGGACCAUAAUGAAGCGUGAAGCAUUUUUACAAGUUGUGUCUAAGGACUCAAUUGAAGAAUUCUUGCGUUUUACUCAGAUUCCUAAAAAUACAUUUGAUCCUUUUGACUUGAAUGAACUGCUUCAAGAACUACCAAGAAAACAAAAAGAAAUACUGUGGGAGAAGCUGACACAUCUAUUGACACAGAUUCUGAUGGAGCACCCUGUGGAAACAUGGCAAAGGACUGAAGGUGGUGAAAGUAAUGAUGAUAUGGAAGUUGAGAUAAUUCCAGAAAUGAAACAAACUGUAGCUGUGAUCCAAGGAGUGACAGCUGUAGUUACUGCUUCCAUACCUGUAGUAGAUGAAAAUGUGAACUACAAAGCUCUUCUAGAAUGUGUUCUUAUAUUAAAUGGUAUUCUUCCUGCAUUACCUGAAUCUGAAGAAAUCCUGCAGGGUGCUAUCCAACGUCUAUGUGAAAUGUGGUGGGAAAAAGGACUGGAAGGGAAAGAACAACUAGGGAAAACCAUAUUUAUUAUACUGCUAAGAAAAAGCCUGAGUAAAGCUGCUACGGGUGCAGAUAUAGUUCGUCUAUGGAAUCUACAUCAGACAUUACUUUGUUUUGAUUACGACUUAGAGGACAGUAAUGAAGUCAAGGACUUGUUGCUUCAGUGUUUUAUGAGUGUUAAACACAUUAAGAAAGAAGAGGGAAGAAGAUUCUUGAGUUUUUUAUUCAGCUGGAAUGUGAACUUCAUUAAAAUGAUCCAUGGAACUGUUAAAAACCAAUUACAAUUUUUUCCAAGAUCCUUGAUGGCAUACGUUUCAGAAGUUUACUUCAGAGCUUGGAAGAAGGUGUCAGGAGAGAUCUUAGAGAUACUUGAACAUAACUGUAUUCAAGACUUCAUGCAUCAUGGAAUACACCUUCCUCGAAGUUCUCCUGUUCAUUCUAAAGUGAGAGAGAUGCUGAGUUAUUUUCAUAAGCAAAGUAAAGUUCGUCAAGGAGUUGAAGAAAUGCUGUAUAGGUUAUAUCAACCUAUCCUUUGGAGAGCACUGAAGGCCAGAAACUCAGAAGUUCGAUCAAAUGCAGCAUUUUUGUUUGUUGACGCUUUUCCUAUUCGUGAUCCCCAUUUUGACGCUGAAGAGAUGGACAAUGAAAUUCAGAAACAGUUUGAAGAACUUUUUAACCUCUUGGAGGAUCCCCAUCCAGUUGUCCGCUCUACGGGGAUACUUGGAGUUAGUCAGAUAACAUCCAAAUACUGGGAGAUGAUUCCUCCAACAAUUCUUGCUGAUCUUUUGAAAAAACUAAUUGGAGAGCUGGCAUAUGAUAUAACAUCUACUGAUGUUCGCUGCUCUGUUUUUAAAUGUCUACCAAUAAUUUUGGACAACAGACUAAGUCAUCCAUUACUGGAACAGCUCCUGCCAGCAGCUAAACACAGUCUCCAUGACAAUUCUGAGAAAGUGCGAGUGGCUUUUGUUGAUAUGCUGCUGAAAAUUAAGGCUACCAAGGCUGCUAAGUUCUGGAAAAUCUGUCCCAUGGAGCAUCUUCUGACUCGUCUUGAAGUUGAUUCACGGCCUGUGUCACGGCGCAUAGUGAAUCUCCUGUUCAACUCCUUCUUCCCCAUUAACCAGCCUGAAGACGUAUGGUGUGAACGCUGUGUUACUCUAAUCCAGAUGAAUUCAGCAGCAGCUAGAAAGUUUUAUCAAUAUGCUUAUGAGUAUACUGCCCCCACCAAUAUAGCUAAAUUGAUGCUAACUAUUCGGCGCUGCUUGAAUGCCUGCAUCCAGAAAGCAACGAAAGAGAGUUUUCAUAAUGAUGAUGAUGAUGGCGAUAAUGAAAAUGAAAAGGAGAACAUAAGUGCAUUGAAUAACGUGUUGUCAAUAAAUGAUGUGGCCUCCAUGGCAAGUUUGUUGGAGAUCACUGUAAUUCUUUGGAGAAGUAUUCACAAAGCACUAGAACACAAUGAAGAUGCCAAAGAUUAUGCAAUCAGAAAAUUUGCUUCUGUACUUCCUGAAUAUUUUAAAGUAUUUAAGGAUGAUCGUUGCAUGAUUCCACUGAUUGUCCUGGCAUCCUUUAUGCCACCUGCUGCUAUUCCUACAUUCAGCUGUGGUGUGAUCUCGAAACUCAGAAAUCUUGACAAUGGAGCUGAUGAAAGCAAAUAUUCCACCCUGAUAGACUGCUUGUGUCGCUGGGGUCAAGUGGGACAUAUUAUGGAAUUAGCCUGUGACUGGUUGUCUGACAUGCUAACCCCAAGAAAGAGCAUUAAAACUUCAGAACGACGAGUACGUAUCCAUGUAACGCAUGGAUCAAAGCCGGAAUUAGCACUUGAUUACAUCGAAUAUUUAUUGACGCAUCCUGUUAAUCGAGAUUGCCUGCUCUCUAUUCCUAAAAAGAAACUGAACCAGCUUUUGAGACUUCUCAGUGCUGCAAAGGAGGUUCUUGGCUCAUUUCUGAAAGCGACUGAUACAAGUUCUGGUAACUGCAAUCAAGCAACUGGCCUAAGAGCCUUCAGCCUCUAUUGUAGGUUGAGUAUUCAUCUGCAGAACAAGUUUUCUGAAGAAGGAAAAGAUUACUUUUCACUUCUGAAGGAGACAGGUGCUUGGAUAGAAAGUCAAAUUGUACCCUUUAUACUAGCAAGUGGUCAAGAGGAUGGCAUUUCAGAACACCGUAAUGUUUCUGAGUCAAUUAUCCAGGCCUAUCUGACAGUGUGUAAGGAUGUCAUAAUGGUUGGCCUUGGAAAUCUCAAAUUUCAAACACACUUUUUAGAUAUGGCGCUUUCAGUUAUACAGACAGAGAGAGGUGGCUUUUGUAUUCCAGUAUUAUUGUGUGCUCUUAAAGAAAUUAUUGAAGCUUCUUUGACUCUGAAUAUUGACACAGAUGAAAUGGCAGAUCUUCUCCAUGCUGUUCAGACUGUCUUCCAGAAAGUUUUAGAAUGUGUGGCACGUAGGCUCAAGAAACAGCAGGAAGAAGGGCUUCAGUUGAUUCACUCUAUUCAAAUGCCUCUUGGAGAAUUCAUACACACAGUCCAGUGCUGGCAUUCAACUUACACAGCAGUUCACCACGGUGUAAUCUCAACUCUCCUAGCUGCGGUAGUAGCAGAGAUAAAUCAUGUGCUACAGAAGGCUUCCAGUGAUGGAAACGUAACUAUGCCAAAGACUAUUUCAGACCUCCCUCCUCUUUCGAGCAGUUUAAUGGCCAUAAUUAUGAAGUCAGUUGAUAUUGUCAGAUCAUUUUUAAAUGAAUUAAUGGAGUGCAUUAUCUCUGAAGAAAUUGAAGGGAUUUUUAGUCUUACAGCUACCGUCUGCGUUGUGCUUAUAAUUAGAGGUAAGCACAAAACUUCGCUUCUAAAAGGUAUUGCACCUGCCAUUCAAAGAAAGCUGAUAACGUGCAAGGAAGUUGCCUCAGAAGAAUCUAGCAGCACUGAAAGAACCCUGUAUGAAUCAUCCCUGAAAACUUUGGAUGAACUUUUGAAUCUUUGACCAUACGGAAGCUUUUGUCAUGGAAAUUAAAGGAAAGAAGAUGUAUUGUUUUUGAAACCAUAAUAUUAUCUUGUAAGCAUACUAAUACCUAAAGUUUAUAUUCUGUUACUUUGUAGAUUUAAAGUAAGCAAAAUGUAUAAAAGUGUAUAUAGGAAUAAUGUAAAGAUUUUCAAAUGUCUUUAAGAAGGAUAUACUGUAUAAAAUUGUUACAUUUAGGGGGGAAGUAAAAUGAAUAUCUUUAUAUGUGUUUUUUAUUAAAUAAUAACCUCUCUAAUACUUUGAGAUUGAGGAAGCACAUAACCUCAGUCCCUGGGAAGAUUAUGAAGCGUAUUCAUGGAGGUUAUGGAAAACAUUUCCAGACCCACAAAGAACUAAACGGUGAUGUGGAAUUCUCCAAGGAAAAUUCUGCCUAACCGACUUGAUUUCCUUCCUUUUGCAGACGAAGGGAGAGCAAUGGAUUCCAUUUUUCUUGUUCUUAGCAAGGCUUUUGACACAGGCUCAUAUAGUAUCCUUAGAGUUAAACUGCAGAGAGACAGAUUGGAUGGGUGGAACCACAAGGUGGGUGGAAAACAGGCUGGACAUCAGCCUUGAAGAGCAAGGGUGCUGUGCAGUCCAAGCCUGUUACUAGUGACCUUACUCAGGGUAGAUAUUGUGUCCAAUACUGUUUAACAUCUUCAUUUUAAAACUCGGGCAAUGGGAUGCAAUGCACCCUCACUCAGUUUCAGAUGACACCAAGUUUGGAGCAGUGGUUGAUAUGUCAAAGGGUAGGGUUGCCAUUCAGAGGGAAUCUUGACAGGCUGGAGGUAAGGGCUAACCUAAAUCUCAUGAAGUUCAACAAAGACACAUGCAACAUCCUCCACCUGGGAUGGAAUAGUCCUGUACACCAGCAAAAGCUGGGGGCCACCUGCCUGGAAGGUAGUUCUUUAGCAAGAAUCUGGCUGUGCUGGUGGACAACUUGAACAGCAGCCAGCAGUGCAUCUUUGCAGCAAUGAAGUAUGACCACAAACUGGGCUGCAUUAGCCAGAGCCUAGCCAGUAGGUUGAGGGAAGUGAUUAUUCCUUUCUGUUUGGUGUUUGUGAGGGCUACAUCUCACUGGAUUACUGUGAACAUUUGGGUUCCCCUCUACAAAAGGAAAUAGCAACUGCAGAGAGACCAAUGGAGCGCCACCAAGAUGGCUAGGCGCUGGAGCACGUGGCAAGCAAGGACAAGCUGAGGAGUGUUCAACCUUGAGAAAAGAAGGAUAAGUAAGGGAGGACCUUAUUGCUGCCUUGUCCAGCCUAACAGAGGAUUAAGGAAAGGCUUUUCAGAGGUGCACAGCAGGAGAACAAGAGGCAAUGGACAGAAGUUGCAGCAAGAGGAAUUCGUAGUGGACAUGAAAGUUUCUUCGUGAUGAGACUGAAUUGAAAUUGGAGAUUGAACUGGAACAGGUCGCUCAGAGAGACUGUGGAACAUCCAUCCUUGGAGAUGUGCUGAACUUGAGCUUCACUGAGCAAGUCCCUGACCAACCUGAUCUAAUUUUGAUAGCCCUGCUUGAGUGGGGGGUUGGACCAGAUUACCUCCUGAGCUUUCUCCUAACCUAAAUUAUUCUGUGAUUCUAUUACAAGUAUACUGGAGGAGAAGUGCCCCAGAUAUUAAAUAUAUAUUUGAUAAAUACAUAAGUUGUUUUAUAUUUUGCUAUUUUUAUAAAUUAAGACUAAUGAUGCAGAUAAUGCAGACAUGUAAGCCCCUUAUUUGACUUUGUUAAUGCAACCAGAUGCUUUCCUAAAACUAGUAAUAGAAUGUUGACUGCAGAUUAAGUUAUUUUGCCUUAACUAAGGCAUCUAUAAUUUCAGUGUCUGAGCUCAUAAUGCUAUAUUUUUGUCUAUUUUAGAAGGAGAUCUAAUAAGCAUCUCUAAAAAAGGAUUCAGCUACAGACUGUAAAAGGACCACCUUAGAUUUUGGAUAUUUAACUCCUAGUUAUCUACAAUUAACCGAGAUGAUUCCCCCACCUUGUGUCUAUACAAAUGGUUCACUGGAGUCUCCAGUGUGUUACUGAGUGGCUUUGAAACUGCAGUUAGCAAGUUUGGCUAAACUAAGAUGGACUCCUCAUUCUUGAUUAGGAUCUGUGCACAGUGCCUUACCCCCUUGCAAAUCAUCUAUCUAAAUAUAGGCAUCUACUGUGCUAUUUUUCUUUCUGUAGUUGGAGUUCAUAAGAUUUUUCUAGUAUCUGUGCUCUCUCAAAUGGGAUAAACUAGCAUUUCCCUGCUUUACACUCGAUUCAUAUUUAGCCUUAGUGCACACCAGCUUCCCUACCGGAAUAAAAGCUUAGUUGGAAUGUCUGUAUUUAAAAACAGUCAUAUACUUUAUAAACAACUGUCAGACUUUGCAACAGGAAAAUUGGUAGGUAUAUGGAUAAGUGAAUUCCAGAAGAUUUACAUUAUCCACAACAGUAGCCUGAGCCAAAAAAUUAAUGCUGCCACAGCAGGCAUCCGUAGAUCUGCCAACUGUUUAUCUAUCAACAUCUUUAUAUGUGUUCUUUGGCCUCCACUCUUCGACAUCUGUUAACAGGCAGGUGUUCCAGUAAUGACCUUUUAAAUCUUCUAAUUAUACAAAUUAGUUAAUGAAUAUGUAAAUCCAUUUUUUUCUGCUUCUUAUUCUUUCACUAUUUGCUCAUAUUAUUAGAUUAGAAGAGAAACCAUUAUUUUCCUGUUUUUCCUCUGUGUGUUAUACUGUUCUUUCAGUGGUCACUUCUCAUGGAAUAUCUGUUACAGACCCAAUAUCCCAGAGCCUGAAAGAAGUAAAGGUAACUACCAACAUGACAAAAAUGCAAAUUUCUUCUGAAGAAACUCAGAGGUGAUAUUGCUAGGAAGGGUAAGAAAAUUUUAAAAUAAACUUCUGACUUCCUGGUGGUGGGUACUCAAGUGGUUUUCAAAAGUGUUGAAAUAGUUUUCAGUUAGCAGUGCAGCUGGUAAAAUGCGGCUCGAGUUUUAGUCCAGCUAUAUUGUAACCGCUCAGACAGAAUGAAAAUCGUUGGCUUUCUGCAACAGAAGUAAUGAUGUUGUCAGGAUUUCUUGAGUCCAAGUCUGCCAGUGCUUUCUCCUUGGGACUUUGUGGAAAUUUUCACACCGAUACAAUAGGAUUUUUAGGUUUUAUUCUCUGUUCUCAUUGCAAAAGUAUCUAACUCUUGCCAACAUGUUAAAUCUGUGCAUUUUUCUUAUGUUCAAGAUAUAAGUAGUAUGUGCCUUAGACUGAAUUAUUUUUUGGAAACCUGUAAAGCAGAGAAUUGUUUUAUCUUACUAAUUUAAAAUUUGGGGGAGAGCGGUUGUUUUUGUUUUUUUUUCUCAUUAUAGCCUAAUUUUGACCUUCAGAACAGUUUAUUCAGCUAGCUGCACUAUACACACUGUACGUUUGAAAACUUAUAAUUUUAAAGCAGCUCCUUUGAGAUCUGUUCAGCCUUUGCAGGAAAUUGAACUUGGUUUUGAUUAAUAAAAUUGUUUGAAAUAUGAAGAAGAUAUGCUAUUCAAAGACAUU